CUUUGGCACCUAGAUUGGCGAGCGCCCCGGCAGUUGGCUCUGGCACGUAGACCCAACUGGAGCAAUUCCGGUCAAAAGCGACACCCAAUAGCGGUAAUAGAUUAUGGGAUCAUUUAAAUGGCUUAUUUCGCUGAUGCUGCUCACCUGCCAGGUGCUAAGGCAGGCGCGCAGUAUCGAGGAGUCGAGCCACUGCACUUCGGUGGCGGGAAUGGUGAAAUUGCUCGAACUGGAGGACCAACUCAUAGAGAACCUUUCGGAUUACGCCAACGAGCUGGAAAAAAGACUGGAGACGGUACGCAGGAGUAUUGACAGCCUUCGUUUGGAGAAUCAAAAGGCCCGAAGUUCCACAGUGGAUUACCUUUCGAAUCCUCUAAAUUCAUUUUCACUGAUCCGUCGUAUGAAUCGUGACUGGGUGAUAUGGCAGCUUUUCAUGGAGGAUCCAGUGGGUGUGACUCAGGCAGACAAGAUCCAGACCCUGAGGGAGGAAAUGCCAACAAGUACCGACGUAGAAGAGGCAGUUACCGCUUUGGAUCGAAUUCAGAUCACAUAUGGCUUGAAGGUAGAGGACAUUGCCAGUGGUUAUCUCAAUGGAAAGCAAUACCCUAUCAGUGUAACUGCUCUGGAUUCGUAUGCAAUGGGACAGAUCCUCUUCGACCAGGGAAAUUUUAUUAGAGCGUCCAGAUGGAUAUACCAAACACUUACUUGGAUGGAAAGUUUUAAACUGCCAGAGCCUUUCUUGCUAGCUAAGGAUGAAGUCCGGACCUUUUAUGCAGAAACUCUGCUUAAGCUAAACGAAAAGGCGGAUGCUUUGAAAGUUGUCAACAUUGCACUGACUGAUAAGCCGCAUGAUAUUAAACUGCUGGUAAAGAAAAUGGAAAUAGAAGCUCUGAUAAGGACGGGAACCAGCAACCAGCAGCCCCAACCGAAGAACCCGCUCUCCAAUCCAAACAGAAGCCCAACUCUCUAUGAAAUGGGUUGCCGAGGAAUGUAUCCGGCGUCCACUGAUUCCAAGCUUGUCUGUCGCUACAAUAGCACCACCACUCCGUUCCUCACCCUAGCUCCUCUGAAAAUGGAAAUCGUGGGUCUGAAUCCCUAUAUGGUCAUUUACCACGACGUCCUUUCCUCUGCGGAGAUCGACGAAAUGAAAGAAAUGGCCACUCCAAGUCUAAAAAGGGCCACCGUUUACAAAGCGUCCCUUGGAAAAAAUGAGGUGGUGAAGACCAGAACCUCCAAGGUGGCAUGGUUCCCCGACUCUUACAAUUCACUAACUCUCCGAUUAAAUGCUCGCAUACACGAUAUGACAGGGUUCGAUCUAUCUGGCUCUGAAAUGCUGCAACUGAUGAACUAUGGGCUGGGAGGGCACUACGACAAACAUUACGACUUUUUUAAUGCAACUGAAAAGUCUAGCUCAUUGACUGGAGAUCGCAUAGCCACAGUACUUUUUUAUAUGUCUGAUGUUGAACAGGGCGGUGCCACAGUUUUUCCCAACAUUUAUAAGACCGUUUAUCCUCAACGAGGUACUGCUGUAAUGUGGUAUAACCUCAAGGAUGAUGGACAACCCGAUGAACAGACGCUUCACGCCGCCUGCCCUGUUUUAGUAGGCUCAAAGUGGGUGUGCAACAAAUGGAUUCGAGAACGCGCCCAAUUCCGAAGCCGGCCUUGCUUAAAAAAGUGAUAUGAUUCUCAAGCUUUCUAAAAUUAGUUUAGUGAUAUUAUACACCCAAAAUGAAACUCAAUAAAAACUACCUCAACUCAAACUUAAUGUCAAUUAAGGCGACACGGCA
Messenger RNA from Drosophila ananassae, 1784 nucleotides. Its product is annotated as prolyl 4-hydroxylase subunit alpha-1. Gene Ontology annotation, biological process: peptidyl-proline hydroxylation to 4-hydroxy-L-proline. Bases 104 to 1675 code for a protein of 523 amino acids. Gene Ontology annotation, molecular function: L-ascorbic acid binding; iron ion binding; protein binding. The record is from RefSeq and is a predicted model, not a curated record. Lineage: Eukaryota; Metazoa; Arthropoda; Insecta; Diptera; Drosophilidae. The transcript is spliced from 8 exons. Gene Ontology annotation, cellular component: endoplasmic reticulum.